Penicillium manginii is the source of this 3063-nucleotide messenger RNA. RefSeq names its product formin-mediated actin nucleation enhancer. Gene Ontology annotation, biological process: establishment of cell polarity. The record is from RefSeq and is a predicted model, not a curated record. Gene Ontology annotation, molecular function: cytoskeletal regulatory protein binding. The transcript has 2 exons. NCBI's taxonomy places the organism in Eukaryota, Fungi, Ascomycota, Eurotiomycetes, Eurotiales, Aspergillaceae. The coding region runs from base 1 to 3063 and encodes 1020 amino acids. Gene Ontology annotation, cellular component: cytoplasm; cell tip.
AUGCAGUCGACUCCCGCCUGGUCUCAUCCUUCUGGAGACCAAGAUCUUACUCCUCGUCCUCAACACCUCUCGGUUUCCGGCAGCACCGACUCCUCCUCCAUGGCCUCAGCGUCAGGCCGCAGUUCGUCGGCCUCUGGCCGCUCCCAAUCUACCAAAAUAGUGCCCGAUAAACAGAUUUCCCAAAUCGAAAAGAGCGUCACGCAUCUCCUAGUGGCAACCAAACAACUCCUCGAAACCUUGACACAGUGGUCUCGCAAAGCCGCCUCGGAAACAGAUGUGUCAGACGUGUAUGUGCGCCUCGGUUAUGAAUUCAACCUCGCCUGUCGCGCCUUCAAUGCGAUCGGUGUCGAGACCUCGGACUUGGGUCCCGUGCCUGAUGUACUGCGCACAAUACUCGAAGACACCCUCAGCCAGGAUGCAUCCCCGCAAAGCCUCGACCGAUACCUCCCUCAAAUUCGCGAUAUCAUCAUAAACCUCCUCCACGGUCUGAAGAAGAAGCAAGCGCGCCUACGGUCUCGACAGCAGAAGGAAGAGGGUCGAAGUGGGAUGCCCGGGCGGCAGGCGAGUGCCGGAAGCCUGGCCAGCGAGAAGACAAAUAUUGGACAGCUCUACGAUGAAGCUGCUGCGUCAAUAUUGCCUCCGGGUAGUGUGCCAUCUCCUAAACGGUCGGCACGUCGAUACGGAAGCAAUGGUUCGUUGGAAGACUCGCCCUCCCAACAGCGCACCUCCCCGGGGCCAUCUGGCUCAAGCUACUCAGAGCGAGAUGCCUCGCACAAGGAAUCCCAGCAGUUGCUCUCCCAGGCAACAUCAGACAACGAACCGACACCUCGGGCGACUCCCUCAGCAGCACCGCCAGACUUCCCUGCCCCGCCGCCUCCGCCGAAGCAGGACGAUGCGCUAGGCGCUUUACAGAGAAGUGGUGAGCUAGAGCGGCGUGCUUCCCGUCGUUUCUCUGCCUACCAGAUUCAGAAACACCUGGGUACAUCUUCGAAUGGUGUGCCCGUCAUCCCCUCACAAAAUUCACCAGUCCCCAACCGGGGGCGCGAUGUGCGCGAAUCGCUUAACGCCGUGCGCCUCCGAGGGCCCUAUCAACACUCGCGCCAACGAUCCACGAAAGGCUCCCAAGACGUCACUAAAGUCGGGCAGGCCCAGGCCGCUGCCAACAUCCCCCAGGCAGUACAGGAGGAAUCUCCGAAGGCUUCCACCGAAACCGAGGGGCCCUCCCCGGCACCCGCAGAAAAUAAGCCGCUCGUCGAAAAGGAGCUACCGACAAGCCCUGUCGCGGAUUUAUCCACCCCUCAUUUCCCACAACCACCCAAGCCUGGCCCCUCCCUAGGCGAUGCCUUUGAUCCCGAGAAGAGUGGCUCUUCUCCCGUUCGCGAGAUAGCCCCACAAACACCAAAGAAAGAUGGAAUCGAACCAGCCGAUAUAGCUACACCUCCUCCGAUUCCUCAGCUCGCUGUCGACCAACCAUCCCCAGGGAAAGAACUGACCCUGUUCCUUCAGUACAAGAGCAAGAUCAAGAAGUAUGUUCUGCUAGAAGGCAUCGCAGAACUGACCAUCGGGCGACUCCAAUUGGCAUUCAUCGAGAAAUUCGCAUGGAAUGUUCACAAUAACGGCAUGGACCUUCCUGAAAUUUACAUCCAAGAUCCAAUUUCCGGUAUUCGCCAUGAGCUUGAAGAUUUGAGCGAUGUCAAGGACCGUUCGGUCCUCGUGUUGAAUGUGGAUAGUCUUGAUGAAGUGAAGAAGCACUUUGAUGACAGUUUUGGAAACGUGCGUACUCUAGUGGAAAGCGUGAAAGAGGCGCUCAGCGGCCAGGGAACCGUCAUUCAACGUGUCUCCGAUCGUCAGCUGGAGGCUGCAAAGGAAAUGGCUCGUCUCGCGGCCACUCCCUCAUCAUCGUCUGGCUCCGGCGUCGUCAGUAAGAUCGCCUUGCCGUCUGGAACUGGUAUCCCCAUCGGUGAACUUCAAAGCCUGCGUCGUGACCUGGCCGUUGUCAGGCAAACUUUUACCAACUUCCAAUCCGACAUCACUGGCUCGAUGACUGACCUUCGCGCCAAAGCAAGCUUGGUCAAGACUGCUGCAGAGGACGUCGCUGUUACAAGCUAUGAGGGAGAUGCCGGCCGAGCACGUGUCGGAACCGGCAAAAAGGAGCUGGCUAAUGAAUCCGAACGCCUUGUCGCACGCGUCGACGAUCUUCAGGAUUUAGUUGAGGAUUUGCGCAAGGACGUUGUGCAACGCGGUGUCCGCCCAUUGCCACGACAAUUGGAGGGCGUCAGCCGUGAUAUCAGCAACGUGAUGAAGGAAAUCAAGAAGAUGCAAGACUUCCUGGGCCGCGAGAAGCCCAUCUGGACCAAGAUCUGGGAGAAGGAGUUGCAACUCGUCUGCGAGGAGCGAGACCAACUCACGAUGCAGGAAGACCUCGCUGCUGACCUGCAAGACGAUCUCGAAAAGGCCGCACAAACCUUCGCCCUGGUCGAACAAGCUACCAAAGAACAAGCGCAGGAGAAAGCCAACGGCGCAGUCACAUUGCGCGCUACCUCGCGUACCCUUGGCAUUGACCCCACAGUUGAUCCGGUCAAGGCCAAGGACGGUGUUCUCGGCGAGGUACGCGCGCUCCAGCCCAAUCACGAAAGCCGAAUCGAGGCCAUUGAGCGCGCUGAGAAGGCCCGCAAGAAGGAGCUCGAGAAUCGACGUGCCAAUCUCUUCCAGAAGGAGCUCGGUGCUUUCGUGCAAGAGGAUAAGCUCAAGAAGAGCGGGGGCGUUGAAGAGGCCGAGCGUCUGCGUAACGCUAAAGACGAUCGCAUUCGCAAGGAAGUCUGGGACAGACAACAGGCCCGCAACGCGGAGAUGGAGAAAGCCGAAGCCGAAGCCGCGGCUGCACAAGCAGCAGCAGGAGAGCAAAAAUCCGAUGGCGAGAAGGAGGAGUCCGGAGAAGCUGCGGUUGAAGAAGGUAGCGGCGAGGAGGCCGCACCUAAGGAUGAAACCCCGACAGAAGAAGAGGAGAAGAAGGAGAGAGAUAGUCCCGACGAUUCUAGUGCGGAGAAAGCACCUGAGUCUUGA